AUGUUAACCUCUUUGUGUCUCUUGUUUCUCCAGCUGGAAAAGGAAGAGCAAAUUCACAGCAUAGACAUUGGAAAUGAAGGCUCUGCUUUCAUUGAGGUCCUUGUUGGACACUCCACGUCAGUCAAAGACCAAGACUUUCAGGUUUUGCUGGUCACGUCGUCCUUCAUGUCGCCCACGGAGAGCCGUAACGGCACGAACACAAACCGCGUGCGUUUCUUCGGGCCGAGCCAGCUGGUGAAGGCCACGGCGCAGGAGAAGUGGGACUGUGUGAAGAUCGUGUGCAGUCAGCCGUACAGCAAGUCAAUAGCGUACGGAGUUGCCUUCAUAAAGCUGCACUCUCCUCCGGACGCUAACGAUGUUCCUGUCUCGACUCCUCCAAAACUCACUAAACUGGGUCAGUUCAGAGUCAAAGACGAGUCGCCCUCCUCUGGCUCCAACAUCCAGCCGGGAAGCCUGUUCUUCAGUAGAGACAGCUCCACUAAAGCCAGCACAGGACUCAAGGUGUCUCCUCAGAAUGACAGACUGAGUUACGCCGCUGCUGCUCUGAAAUCUGAAGGUGCGUCCACACAGACGUCUCCCAGCAGCUCACAACAGGCUCCUGUGAAGAGGAAGUUUGAGUUCAGUAAAGAGCGUCUGGAAGCCGCCGGUCCUCCGCCCAAAAAGCCCAGUUCAUCUGCUUCUUCUGAACCAAACUCUGCCACACCGAAGUCUAAAGCAAGAACCGGAGCAACUCCAAGUCCUGUCAGCAGCGAACUGUUAAACAACAACAGCGAACUAGAGGGAAUGCCAAAUAUCGACGAUAUAUCGGCCUUGGCGAUAUAUCGGCCGACCACUAGUUUAGAGUCUCAUGACGUGAUUCAGCGUUCAGAACCGCCUCGUGUUUGUUCAGAGCUUUUGUGUCUCUUCUGCAGCUGUGCUUUCGCCAACACGCCCAAAUACAGUCAGGUGAAAGCAGCCGGAGGCGUCAUCGUCAGGAAGGAGUGGGUGAUGGACUGCCACAAAACAAAGCAGAAGAUUUCCUUCAAACGGUAUCUCAUGAGUGGAGCCGAGUCCAGUUCAGAGAGUGAGGCAGAAGAGGAUGAGAGCGAGGAGGAGACGCAGAAAGCGAAAACACCAGAAAAGAGGCAGACGACCCCAAAAAAGCAGCCGAUUAAGGAAGAGGAGGAGUACGGAGAAGAGGAGGAGUAUGGAGGUUCAACGGAUGCUGAAGAUCCAGCGGAUGACGGGUCUGGCAUGGACACUGAAGAUGAGCUGAACAGGGUGGAAAUGGAGAGCAGGAGGAAGAAAGCAGCGAAGGAAAGCGCAGCGGUUCAGGUGAAAGAUGAAGAUCUGUAUGGCGGCUCUACUGAUGAGAACACGGAUGCUGAGGAAGAGGAGGAUAAACCCAUCCCUGAACUACCAGACUUCCUAACAGGAAAACGCUUCUAUCUUUACGGCAAGUUCCCUGACAACCAGAAGAGGCAACUUCAACGCUACAUCAUCGCCUUCAACGGAGCUGUCGAAGACUACAUGAGCGAGAAGGUCCAGUUUGUCGUCACCAGCGAGGGAUGGGACGAAUCGUUUGAGGAUGCCUUGAUGGAAAAUGACAAUCUGAGCUUUGUGAAACCUACCUGGAUUUUCGCCAUCAAUGACAGGUAGAAGAUGCUACCGUACCAGCCCUACACUGUCGUCCCUUAA
This is a messenger RNA of Sinocyclocheilus rhinocerous, 1677 nucleotides long. RefSeq names its product X-ray repair complementing defective repair in Chinese hamster cells 1 (gene xrcc1). NCBI's taxonomy places the organism in Eukaryota, Metazoa, Chordata, Actinopteri, Cypriniformes, Cyprinidae. The transcript is spliced from 16 exons. Gene Ontology annotation, molecular function: damaged DNA binding. Gene Ontology annotation, biological process: base-excision repair; single strand break repair. Gene Ontology annotation, cellular component: nucleus. The record is from RefSeq and is a predicted model, not a curated record.